UUGAGUGUUGACGCAGGUGGGAGGACGCCAUAGUCUUCCUCCACCUAUUUUACCUCCAUUUAGCCUCCUCCGAGGCCCUCCAGCACUCCACGCCUCCGGAGUGGAGGCUGCUGCACUCCCUGGAGGCCCAGAGUAGAGAUGGCUGAUGAGUGGCGGAUAGCUAGCCUCAGCCAGACAAUAGAUGAUGACGACGAUGAUGAUGAUGUGGCUGAUCUGGUGCCCUCGACACCUGGACAGGAGGAUAUUGAUAUGGCGUCACCUUCACAGGACAGUGCCUCGUUACUUGGUGUCAUGACAGAACAGCAUGGGACAGGUCGAAGAAAAUUCCCCCCUGCUUUAUCGCUUGGAUUACCAGAAGAUCCAGAGAAUGAGUCUCUUCCUUUCUUGGCUCUAGAGUGGGAUUCUCAGUUUCCAGUCACGCCUGCACAAGAGAACGGACAUUCCUCGGAUAAUAAUAAUUUUCUGAAGAGAAAGGCAGUCUCUCAAGGUCUUAAAGAUAAUGGCUUAGCCAGUGAGAACUGCAAUGGUCAGAGUGAGGCUGAAGCUGGUUGUUCAGCUCUGUGGGGCACCAGAAGUACAAGUGGGAGCGGUGUCGCUAGAGGAUCUCGAGGGAAUGGUGAUGGAGAACAUUCAUCUGGAAGCAAAGAAAAGCUGAGUGAUGGAACUAAGGGGGAUAAUAUUGACGACGAAGGUGGAGGGGGCUCUGGAGGAGGAGGAGGAGGAGGAAGAGGGGACACGAAAGAUAGAAGGGAUGGAGAGGCUGGCGAGGGAGAUGGUAAUGGUAAUGGUGAUGGUAGUGAAGAAGAAAAGAGACGAGGGAAAUGUGAGGAAGAAGAAAGUAGCCAUGAACCAUCAAGCGAUUCUAGUGAUGGGUUGUUUGGUACGCCUACUAACCAGAAGCAGAAUGGAGCAUCAGACAAAAAGUUUACUGCAGUGAGUUCUGUGAUCCAGUUGGACUCACAGGAAGACAAGACUACCGGGAAGCAUGUUGAGCUUGAAAGCGAUAAUGAUGUGGUUAGCUCUCAAGAAGACGUCAUUCCAAGUCAAAAAAUAAAAGCAACAUUAGCUAAGCCUCCGCAAGUGGAACACCAGCCAUUGGGCGAGGGUAUACUUCCCAAGGCUCUGACUCCGGCUGUCUCCAUUCCUGUACUUGAACUGUCUCAGGAGGAAGAGGAGGAGGAGGAGGAGGACUAUAUCCCUCCUUCAGUAAAGUUUGCUGGGGAUACUCCGUCAUCAAGUACAGCAGCUGAUUCUGUACCCACACUCCCUUGCCCAAGUUAUUCUUCCAUAACUGCCCAGCCAAAGUCUCCAGGGUCAUCACCCACUAAGAGAAAGAGAGAGGAGCUGGAGGAUUCUGCAGCUGAAGAAAAUCCCUCCCAGAUCCCAUUGAAAGUUCGCCGAACUGAGGAUGCCACUGAAACAAGCGAGUCUGGUGAUGAUAAGGUGGUUGUAGAUUACUCAUCACUCACACACAAAGAUGUAGAAAUUAGUCCAAAACAACAGAAACAACCACCCAGGAUAGGAAAACCACCACAUCUUACUGGCAUUGCCAAAUCCAUCACUUUUAAGACAAGUAGCGUUGAAAAGGUUGAAUCUGCUUGCCUCCGUACUGAUGCAGAGGAGAGCAGUGAGCAGGAAGACAAGGAAAAACCUCAGAGGCAUUUCCUUGUUGAGGAGGAAAGUAACGUGCAAGAAAGAAAAGACUUUCCAAGACGACUUCCCAUUGACACUGAAGAGGAAAGUAGUAGCCAUGAAGAGAGUAAAGACUUGCCACAAAGAAUGAACAUUUGUACAGGAAAUAGUAGCGAUAGUAGACUGACAUUUGCCAGAAGAUCCAUUCCUAUGCCAGUCAGGAUGCAGAGCUCACCGGAAGAUGAUUCUCAGUUAUCUGAUAAGGAUGAUAGUGAUAUAGAGAUUAUUGAAGAUAAGGAUCGUAGUGUAGAGGUCAUCUAUGAAAAACAGUCGAGAGCAAGAUUGCAGGAUGAAGUGGGCUCACAAGAAUUCAGUUUAAUGUUGAGUUGCACACAGUCAGAAUCACAUUACACUGAUGAAGCAAGCCAAAGAUUCUCCAAAGAAAUGUUUUCAGAACCUCUAAUGGAAAAAGAGUCACAGAGCCUUCUUCCAAUGUCAGAGUCUGAGCACCUUAAAUGCCACGACACACUAUCAAGUAGCGAUGAAGAUACUCGAAAAGGUGACCAAAGUAUCAUUGGGAGUAUGCCUGCUACCCAGCUUGAAAGAAUAUGCAAACCAGCACUCCUCACUCAGCCAGAUAUUGGCCCAUUGAUCUCCUUACCCAUUUCAGGUUCUUCGGAAAGCCAGGAGGUGGAAAUGACAGAAGGUAGCAAAGAUGAAGUUAAGCCCCUAGAAAAGGUAACACUCAGUGGAGGCACAGUACAAAGUAGCACUGUAGAUGUGUUACCCAUAUUAAGCUCUCCCUCAGCGCCAGUUGAAUCACGACUUCAGAUGCCUGAUAUAUGCACACCGUCAUCUCAAGACAAUCAAGGAUCACAGGAAAGUGAAUCUGUGUUUGUAAAAGCUUCAAAGGCAGCUAGAGAAAGAAUUCAAAUGGAAGAGAAAAGGAUUGACGAGAAGACAAAAGGUAUUUCAAGAGAAAGCUCCUUUGAACAAAUAGAAACCAGUGUAAAAGAUCAUGAUAUUAAGCUAACAGACAAAUCCAUUAAGAGUUUUAGUCUUGUAAAAGAAAGCUCCUCUACUCCAUCCACACCAGUAAGUGGUUUGGCGUCUUCCCUCUCCUCACAGUCGACUCCAGUCACUAAUCAGCCUCACCAUAGGUCUUCACAGGGCACUACCUUAUUCUCAUCAGGAGACCAAAAAACCACACACAUCCCAAGUACCGCUCAAGGCACACCUGAUGUUCUGGCAGAUGAAACAGACAGUGAGGAUGAAGGUCCCUUGCAUAGAAAACGAAAAAAGCUUGGUCUUUCAAUAAAAGCUAAGCAACCAUUAGAAAAAUUAUCCAAGUCUAUAUCUGAUCAAAGGAAAACCUCAACCCCAAACACAAGUCAAGGUAUCAGUCCAAAUAUUUCUGGUGAAGGUACCAGUUACAUUGACAAGGAGGUUCAAGGAGGAGAAACUUGUAAAUCACGAAACAUAUCACCAGGAGAAGGUAUUGCAAAUGUGAAAUCUUUAUUAGUAGUCGGGUCACCAGACAGAGAGAAAGGCAGCCCAGAAGUUAUUUCCUCACCAAAAGGAGGUACAGGCACCCCAGAUACAGAACUUCUACCUGAUUCUAACACAAUAUUCACAUUUGAGGACUUGGUGAAAGCAGGUUAUGUUGAAUCUCGACGUUUUGAUUCUGCAAUACUGGCUGAGUACAUCCAUCCAUUAACUAAAGAAAUAAUGAAUGUAAUUUUUGAAGGAGAUAGGGUAGCAGUCUCAAAACUAAAUUUUCAGUCAUUAACUGAAAUUGGAAGUGGAAGUAGUGGAAGUCGUAGUGGUAGGGUAUCAGAUACAAGCAACGUUUCUCGAAGUACAGGCUCAGGAUACUUUGGAGACAAGAGUUCCUCCUCAUCCAACUCAUCACGUCGCAUUUCUAUGAUGUCUACCACUGAAUCUUCAAGACUAUCCAUUGCAAGCGUCCUCACACUGCCAUCUCCACCACGUGUACCAGAGACUAAGGAUGCAGCAUCUCAGAAGAACAUUUCUGAGGAUGGAAAUUUUGCUAUUCCUGCAGCACGUCCUAAAGGUCAGGCUAGUGGGAGGGAAGUAGACACCAUUUCAAAGUCGCCUGAAAAACUUCCUUAUUAUUCUCCAUCGAAGAUGAAAGAAUUACCUAAAUAUGUAAGUUCCAAGAAUAUGGAAUCUGCAGUAUCUAGUAGUGAUGAAAUGAUAGAAGCAAUAGAGCACAGAGGUAGAGGAAGGGUGCAUGGCCGUCCUCGCAGUCGUGGCAGCAAACGGGGAGGUAACCAUGGAACUUCAAGAAGUACUCCGGGAAGGGGCAGGGGACGAGGUCGAGGGAGAGGGAGAGCCACACUAAACAAACCACCUCCUCAGUUAGAUGAAGAUAAUGACUAUGAUGAGGAAUCUCCAGAAGAUAUUCAGCCUAUGACUGGUACUGUAUUAACUGAUACAGCUGAAAAAAAACUGGUCACGAAAGGGGCCGAUCCUGUUUCAGACCUGUUUGAUUCUCUCCCAUCUAACGUAUGGAAAAUGCUGGAGAACUCUCAGGUUCCGCUAUCAGAAGAAGAGGAAGAAGCAUUUGUUGGACAAGGGGGCACAGAUGCAGAGAGGCAGCUAGCUCAAGUUUUAAAAAGAGUUCGAGAAGUUGAGUUGCAGGCAGGAUUAUUAGUGUUUGCCAGAUUCACUGAUAAUAACUUUUAUUCUGCCGUGUUGAAAGAACGGGAUGGUGCUGAUCGGUGGCAUGUGCAGUUUACAUUAGACCAGCAUACAGCUUCAGUAAGGGAGGUAUAUUUGUUACCCACAGACCUAUUGCCAAGGGGACAAACUUGUCAUGUACGUCAGAAAACUGAGCAUUACUGUGACUCUGGGGUCGUGAUAGGCCAUGUUCGUGUUGGAGCAACAGUGUUACACAUAGUGGAAACUGAUCGUGGAGUAACUCAGCGUGUACCACACUCGCACCUUCUGCUCACAAGCCCACAGGCACAGGUUAUUCUGCAAGCACGAUUGGCUUUCCGUUCAUUAGUUGCAUCUCCUGGUAGAGACAUAUCUUUAGAUAAUAUUGUUGCUGGUAGACGAAGGCGGAUACAACCUGAACAGUUUCCAUCUCCACGUUCAAAAAAGGUUGAUGACAAUCUUGAUACCAGUGAUGCCACGGCUGGUGAAUCAGAAGAAUUUGUUUCUUUCUCUGGUAGAUCCCUGGGCUCCAGAAAAGCUGCUGCUAAAGGUUCCAAAACUGCCAAAAAACAGGAUUUAGCUGUAGUGUCUGAGGAGAGUGGUAGUGAUACUGAAGCUAUUCCAGUAAAAAGUCCACCCAAGGGACGAAAACGUCCUGCCACUCCUCGAACGCCUCGCACUCCUCGAACGCCCCGCACUCCUCGAACAGCUCGUACUAGUCAAACCGCAGGAGUAACUUCCAGUGGUUCAACUUUGGAGAAAGAGAUUAUAAGCAGCAGAUUAUUAGAAGAUCUUCCCUUACAAGUAACAGCGCUCCAGACAAGUGAAACGCCUCUUACACCACCAAAGAAACGUGGUCGGCAGCCAGUGUCAUCUUUCGCUUCCUCGAAUACGGAGACAAUAGACAAUAUCUCUGCUUAUUUAGAAGCUUCCACACCCACCAUUACUAUCAUCGAACCUGUAGUAAUCUCUCACAAACGUGGAGUGUCUCCAGAACACACUCCUCUUCUUGGCUCCCAGUGUUUGACUGUUGCACAAGAUGCUGGUCAGACCAGUGGCACCCAGACCCCAAAGACAUCACAAAAAUCAGAAGAGGUUAUCCCGAGUGACCCACGCCUUGGUCCACUCCCACCAGAAGAUUCUCGAAUAUUUGAAGGAUAUACCAUUCUAAUGACCAGUGGUGACAGUAGCAUCAAGAAGCGUCAGUGUCCAGAUGAUGAGAAUCUUGCACCGUUUGAUAAAGAUCACGUACAUGCCCAAGUAACCAGAGGUGGGGGCAAAGUGCUUGAAAAAUAUUCUGAAGCUGAGAUUAUUCUUGCUGAACAAGGAGGAUUCUCAACGAAUGGCCGCCAUACACCUUCCAAACUCAAGAAGAAAAGUUCAGCAGCUCCUACUAGAACGCUCCUCCUCAUCUCUAACUCGCACUGUAGAACAGCCAAGUUCAUACAGUGUUUGGCAGCUGGUAUCCCUAUAGUGUCCUUCCAGUGGGUAAUAACCUCCUGUCACCAGAAAAAACUUCAGCCGUGGAUGAAAUAUCUGCUACCAGCUGGUGAGAAUGACGAUGGUGAAUUGCAAGAGCAGAAAGUAAGCCAAGAAGGGACUCUGAGCUCAUUGCAGAUACUAGCAGGGGAACGAAUUUUCUUAGGGUCCUCUGCCAAUUCUGAAUUUAGCCCACUUUGGCAGCCUCUUCUGGAUACCUGUGGUGCUAGAGUGCGAGUAAAGCCAGCUAGACCAGGGCAUUUGAAUAGGGUACUCGACAAAAGCAUAAAUGUGGUAGUGGGAGACAAAACAAUGCCUGAGGACGAGUUCCAACGAGCACAACAAUUGGGAAUCCCCAUCUUGGCGACUGACUGGAUCAUUCACUCCAUUAUAUGUGGCAGGCAGCUUCCAUAUUUAGACAGUUCAAAAUUUCGACUUGAACCAGGCUCGGUGGGUGAUGGCAAACUAGAAAAAUAGCCAGUUCAGUUUGGCCUCCCUAGUAAGACUUUUACAUAUGUAAAGAAGAUUAACAAAAAUGGAAAAAAGUUUAGAUUUCCCAUCAUUAAUGAUCAUUAGUGUUUUCCACCACUAAUGAUCAUUAGUAUUUACAUCAUUAAUGAUCAUCAGGGAUCACAUUAGUGAUCAUUGGUGUAUGACUGUUUGUCUAUACUUGGUUACAGCUGUAUAUAAUGUGCAUUCAACACCUGGGUGUUUGUGCUACUGAGAAUCAUAAUAGAGUCCAAUAAAUAGCAUAUAAAUUAACUAAAUGCAAUCAUUUAAUAAUCACACUUUAUUCCAUAUUUUUCUAUACAUAUGAAGGUAUUAGUGAUAUAGUCAGCCAGUGCCUGAUAAGUCUGGUUGACAUGAAGGUGUGAGGGUUGCCAGGGCAAUCAUGUAAUCACUAUUGGUUACUGGUAAGGAAGCCUGGCUUCAGGUAGGGUUGCUAGGGUGAUCAGGUAGUCACUACUGGUUACUGGUAAGGAAGCCUGGUCACAGGCAGGGCUGCUGGGGUACAUGAAUCCUCAGAAUUGGUCAGAGUAUGGUAAAUCUCGUAUUCGUAAUGGUUCACGCGUAUUUUCUAUUUGAAUGUCAGCAAAGUAAUGGGGACUUGCGAAUAAUUUUUAUAUACAAUAUAAGUUUUUGCUACAUAUUGUAAUUACAAAGAAAAAUAGAGCAUGAUAGUAAUGUAGAUAAAUGGUUCAGAGAACCAACAGUUUGAUAAAUCAGACAUGUGUAACAUUUGGGUAUCUUUAUUGUGGAAACAAUUGCCACACAAGUGGCUUCGUCAGUCCAAUACAAAGAAGAAUGGUGAAGAUCAGGAGGAGUUUGAGGGACUGAUUACCUCACACUACUCCUGAUCUUCACCAUUCUUUGUAUGGGACUGAUGAAGCCACUUGUGUGGCAAUUAUGUUUCCACCAUAAAGAUAUCCAAAUGUUGCUCACAUGUCUCAAUUAUCAAAGCAUGAUAGCACUGCACUUUUAACUAGAGACCUGAUUUUUGUCACCUUAAACUUUGUGGGUAAUCUCUUACGAUAUUUGUAAUUAACUGAAUUACCCUUAUUUUUAAUAAUAAACUUCAACGUGAUUAUGUUUGUUACAAAUAAUUUCUGGGCACACUAAUAUAUUUAGUGAUAAUGUGUUUGGAUAAUGUAAAUUGUGUAAUUAGAAUAGACCAACUCCAAGAUUGUAGAGUUGUAAGUCAGUGUGAAUUGUGUUUUAGCUCGGAAUAUAUUUAUUUGUAGAAUAUGAAAGUUUAAAUGUUUAUAUGAAAAUUUUGUACAAACUGUGCGUGUGUACAUGAGCAGUCGUUCUUUUGUGUGUGUGUGUGUGUGUGUGUGUGUGUGUGUGUGUGUGUGUGUGUGUGUGUUGUGUGUGUGUGUGUGUGUGUGUGUGUGUAGUUGGGUGGCUUUAGCUCUUGGUACUGCCUCUUCUACUGACCUAUAUGAUUGAGCCUUUGCACAUGUAUUUUUAAAUCCAUGUAUGGAGUACCCUUCCUCUUUGUCAUUGCUCAGUUCAUUUUCCUUGACCAUUCUUAUGUUCAAGAAAAGUUUUGCGAGAUCUGUCACUCCUGUGGGUGUGUAAUUUUCAGCCAUACUUCCUUGCUCUUGUUACAUUCCUGCUAGAGAUCCUAUCCUUGUCUUCCCCAUAAUGUAUAUUGUACAUUGGGAUCAUAUCCUCUCAUGUUCUUUGUAGCUCAUUACACACUGUCUUUGUGAUAUCCUCUAUACUCCAACAAGUCUGGUGUUUUACUAGGUGAGGGGUUCCAUAUCAGCUCAUUGUAAUCAAUGAUGGGUUGCUGUAUGAGGUAGUGUGUAUGUUUACCUGUUUGAGCUUUAGGGAAAAGUUCCUUAUUCUUAGUCCUACUUUGUAACUUUUAUAUGAGGGAAGUGCAAUGGCCCGGUUGUAAUUAUUUUGAACCUCUGUGAAUUGCAGGCUUUUAAAUACUCAGUGAGGCUGGUAUUCUAAGCAUUUACCUCUUCCAUAUUUUACUGUUCAUUAAUUUACCUUGUUUUACAGUAAAUUUUCUCAUAACACUGGUAACCUAGUGUUCUCUCUCCAAGAAAGAACCCGUAAUAAAGGAUUCAAAUUAGACGAUUGUCAAAUUAAGACAAUUGUCUUAAAACAGUUCCUGAUCAGCCGGGGUUGUGGUGCUUACGUUGGACUACUGAAAAUUAGUCUGCAAGGUGAAAAUAGCAUUGAGUGAAGAAUUUAUAGGGAAAAUAAGGUUAUUGUUGACACAAUCAAAUUUGCAUUUUUUUUUUUUUUUUUGCAAGGUAAAAAUUACUACAGUUUAAUUUUCCUUAUAUUCUGGUAGUGUUCUUCUUGACCUGGACGAGUGAGGAGAGGAUUGAUGUGGGUCUACUGGUCUGAGAUGGCUAGUUGAUUCUCACAUUAAGAGCAUGUGCAUCACCUGGAAACAUAUCUAAAAUUUAAACUAUCUUCAGUACCAUCAUAGAUUCAUGUUUUUUUUUCCUUGGCAUCUCCUGCAACACUAGUACUCCUCUUGGUUGCCAUGGUUAAUAUCCAGAGACCAGAGUGAUGAAAACAUUCAAAAUAGCUUAAUAAACAGUGAUUCUCUGUUUAUCAAAUAAUUUUGCCAUUUUUUCAUUAUCCCUUAGUGUCUCUUGGAUAGUGGGAUACGGCCGGUUUGUUGAAAGAAGAAAAGUCUCUUGGAUAUUAACCAUGGCACCCAAGAUGCUGGGUGUCCUGCGAAGGUGUGAAUCUGAUAGUAUUGAAGAAGGGAAAUCUUAGAUGUGCAUCUAAAUGGUGCAUGUGUGAUGCAGAUUGUUUUCACUCUUGAUCUGAGACAGUCUACUGUCCGUACAAAUAGGGACAGUGAGAAGAUUAAAAUUUGUACAGUCAGUAAUCUAGAUUGUGACCUAGUGCAAAGAAUGUCAGUGAAAUCAAUGCUGGAGGGUAUAACAGACCAGAUGGUUGCACUCGAGUAUAACCAUCAACUACUGGCAACUCUGCAUCUGCAUCAAUCCAAGAACCACAGCCAUCUGCCUCAGGCCACUCGAGCCACACCAUAUCUAUCCACACACUCACACACACUACCAUAUCAACAAACAGUGCAGAUUAGAAUGUAAGGUAAGCUGUAUUAUUUUAGACAUAGUAAUAAGACUAUUUAAAAAUUGUUUGGCAAAUUUGGUGGUUUCAGGAACAUAAAAACAUGUUUUUCUAUGUUUUUCACAACAAUUUGCACUAUUUUGUAUUCGAGGUCUCUAACUUGCACUCUGAUGAUUUACUAUAUUCGGCAUACUUGUAAAGGAAGUUCUUGUAUAUUAUACCUUCUUCAAUGUUCAUCUUCAUUGCCAACAAGGAGAAAAUGAGCCUGUCUUUGUGCUGUGAUCUCUUCAUAUAUAUCGGCUUAAUAUUUUUAAAGAGCUCUACUUUUUAGGCAUUUUUUUGUUAAUGUACUUAGGUGAUAGAGGUUAAUUUAAUUUGUUGACCUUAAAGCAAAUUAUUGAUUUAUUUUAUUAGUUUGACUGUUAUUACCAUUUAGUAUUAUUAGGAUUAUAUUUUCAUCAUAUUUAGAAGUUUUGUUAUUAUGAAUAUACACAGUAAUUGUAAUAGUGUUUUGCAUGUGGUUUCCUUUUGUCAUCAAAGGAGAUUCCUUGAUGCUUAUGAAUGUUUCUGGAUUCAGGGAAUUUGAGUUACUCUCCCUUGGAUCAAACCUAUUCCCCCAGGCACUGCAUGAACCCUGUGGCUUUAGCACUUCCUCAUGAAUAUAGUUAUUACAUUUUCUCCUAACUGGUUUCCCAUCUCUUGCCCAGUUGUAGAGUUUAGCUGGUGUUACUGUAUUCUUUACCAUGUCAUGUGUGAGCUCUUUUGCUGUCUUGACAUUAGGAUCUUCAAGUUUUUACAGUGGUGGCUAGUCACACCUAGUAGUACAGUUGUUUUAUCAGUAUGAACAAAAUUAGGCAUUGCAUGAAUUUGUGACUUACUGGUAUGUUUAAUUUUACAAUUGAAAAAAAAACAUUAAAUGUUUUAAAGCUCAUAUAUUUUAACUUUAAAGAUGACCUCUAUUUUUUGUGGGAUUAGAGUAUCCCAUUGCAUUUAUUAUUGUAUAUACUCAUGCAGUGGGUGAGAACGUUGGUACCUAACAUGACUCAAGAAAUCGUAAUGACACGAUUGCAAACAAACUAUAACCCCGCGGGUUCAAUCCCGGCCGGGGGUAUGGUUGGUACCUAGGGUGAGCCAGUCCUUGUUGUGCGUGAUAGUCAUUCAUCUCCUGACAUUUACAUGUCAGUGAUUUUAACUGCUGUAAAGAAAAGUUUGUUUGUAUGCUAAUAAAAGUCUGGUAUAUAGUAUGAGUGUGAUAGAGUGGAGACGAGUGGUUUUUGGUAUUGUGCUGUUGGAGUGUGAGCAGAGUAGCCUUGAUGAAAGGAUUCAGUAAAUCUGGUUAGCUGAACUUGUCUUGGAGGUCGGACAUCCAGCGACUGCACUUCCAAGGAAGGUUGGGGGUGUUGCUCUUUGGAGGGUCAUCUGAAUUGUGUUGUCUGUACAUAUCUGGCAAGACAGCUUCGAUUGAAUGGUGGUAAAUGUGUGUGUACCCUUUUGGGUCACUCUACACUGGUAGAAAAUGGCCAGUGUCGAGAAAAAUUUAUA
Molecule: messenger RNA, 10905 nt
Organism: Cherax quadricarinatus
Lineage: Eukaryota; Metazoa; Arthropoda; Malacostraca; Decapoda; Parastacidae
Product: TP53-binding protein 1
Biological process (GO): positive regulation of transcription by RNA polymerase II; DNA damage checkpoint signaling
Cellular component (GO): nucleus
Molecular function (GO): histone binding
Source: RefSeq, a predicted model, not a curated record